Messenger RNA from Mangifera indica (mango), 1929 nucleotides. RefSeq names its product protein trichome birefringence-like 23. Lineage: Eukaryota; Viridiplantae; Streptophyta; Magnoliopsida; Sapindales; Anacardiaceae. Bases 318 to 1664 code for a protein of 448 amino acids. The transcript is spliced from 4 exons. Gene Ontology annotation, cellular component: Golgi apparatus. The record is from RefSeq and is a predicted model, not a curated record. Gene Ontology annotation, molecular function: O-acetyltransferase activity.
UAUUACUGAUCACUUUUAGCCUUGGCUCCUCCCAAUGAUUUAUCAAAAUGAUUAAACCACCAGAAAUGACACCUGUCGGCAUACGAAGCGCUAGACCAGAUUUAACAGUCCCCCUUUGGGCAAGAAACCGACAGUCACUCAUAUUGAAAAGCUUCAAUGUCUGUCCCUGUGAUCUACUUUUAUGAUAUAUUCUACAGUUGUGCAUGCAAGUAGCAUGAUUUAAUGCAGUACCCAGAUUCUGUAAGUUAUAGUCUGAGCCCAUUUUGGUUUCAAAAGAGCUACUUUUUUGUGGGAUAGAUUGAUUUAGAGGAGAAAAAAUGAAUUUGAAUGGGAAGCUAUGUUUGUCUCUUAACAAAUACAACCAGCUGCUUUUAAAAUUAGCGGUUGCCAUUCUCUUGAUGGGUCUAGCAUUUAGGUUUUUAUUUUUUAGCUCCCACGAGUUUUUUUCGCCUGAUCUGGAGACCGCGCCCGCUGUUGCAAAAAGUGAUGUGACUGAAGCAACACCAACUGAUAAUUUUACCAUUGAUGUUUCAGCAUAUGAAGAUCAGAAUCUGGAGCCUGGAAAAGAGCCCUAUGAUGAGAAUGAGAUGCCUCAAGAAGAUCAGGAAGAAGAAAAGUGUGAUAUUUUUACUGGGGAUUGGAUCCCGGACCAAUCAGGACCUGUUUAUACCAAUGAAACCUGUGCCUUCAUUGAGGGUCACCAGAAUUGUAUGAGAAAUGGGAGGCCUGAUUCAGGGUAUUUAUACUGGCGUUGGAAGCCACAAAAUUGCCAGUUGCCUCCAUUUAAUGCAGAAAAAUUUCUCAACUUGAUGAGGAAUAAAACAUGGGCUUUGAUUGGUGAUUCAAUAUCUCGUAAUCAUGUGCAGUCAUUGCUGUGUAUGCUCUCAAUGGUUGAAAAAGCUGUUGAAGUUUAUCAGGAUGAAGAAAACAAAUCUAAAACAUGGCAGUUCCGCUCUUAUAACUUCACCUUGUCAGUUGUCUGGUCCCCCUUCCUUGUUAAAGCUGCAAUUUUUGAAGACAUUAAUGGUGUUUCAACAUCUGAGGUCGAGCUUCAUCUAGACAAGCUUGACAAAAAAUGGACUGAGCAGUAUUUUAACAUUGACUACAUGAUAAUUUCAACUGGGAAAUGGUUUCUCAAGUCUGCAAUCUACUAUGAGAAUGACACGGUAGUGGGCUGCCAUUACUGCCCGAAACGGAACCUGACAGAGCUGGGAUUCGAUUACGCCUAUAACAAAACCCUCCAUCAGGUUAUGGAUUUCAUAGCAACUUCCACGCACAAAGGGUUGAUUUUUUUCAGGACAAGCACACCAGAUCACUUUGAAAAUGGAGAAUGGCAUAAUGGGGGUACUUGUAAGAAAACAACACCGGCUAAACAAGGCAAGAUUGAAAUAAAGGACUUGCACAGGAUUCUACGGAACCUGGAAUUAGCAGCAUUCCAGGAUACAGCUGCAAAAGCAGUUGAAAAUGGGGUAAAUUUCAAACUUCUUGACUUUACUAAUCUUUUGUUACUGAGGCCUGAUGGGCAUCCAGGUCCAUACCGAAAUUUUCAUCCAUUUGCGAAGGACAAAAACGCUGCUGUUCAGAAUGAUUGCUUGCAUUGGUGCUUGCCUGGACCAUUAGAUGCUUGGAAUGAUGUAAUUAUGGAGAUGAUGCUUAAUACAUAAGAGCGUUAAUGAUGUUGGUGAUGAAGAACAGAUGGAGAAUGAGUUCCUUCUCUUAUUAUUACUUCAGCAUUUUUUUGAUUUGUUAAUGUAUUCUCCAUCUGUUCUUCUGUACUGAAAUUAGUUAAAAUUCUGGUGGAAUCAAGAAAAGAGAUCAGUUUAUGAGUAGAUAGAGCUGAUUUUGAUUUGUUAAUGUAUUCUCCAAAGUAUUUCUGGGAAACUUAAUGCCUGUUGAAUUGAACAAUAUAUUAUUUGCUUAUCAGCUUCA